Molecule: messenger RNA, 867 nt
Organism: Sporothrix brasiliensis 5110
Lineage: Eukaryota; Fungi; Ascomycota; Sordariomycetes; Ophiostomatales; Ophiostomataceae
Product: fungal cellulose binding protein domain protein
Exons: 1
Coding region: 1-867 (288 amino acids)
Molecular function (GO): feruloyl esterase activity
Source: RefSeq, a predicted model, not a curated record
AUGCAAGUACAGAUAAGAUUUAUCGGGGCGGUGGUUCUCCUGGGGCUGUCGUUGCUGGGCACCGCCCUGGCUGACAAGUCUGCCGGCUGUGGAAAGGACCCGACUAUGACCAAUAAACAGUACACGAUGACUGUGAACGGCAAGCAGCGGGAGUACAUCAUGAAGCUUCCCGAUCACUACGACAAGAACCGUCCUUACCGUCUUAUCUUUACAUGGCACCCGCGAGGCGGCAGCGCAACCAAGAUCGUACAGGGUGAAGACAUACACCACGGCGGUGCGCUUCCUUACUACGGGCUUCCUCCGCUAGCCAACAACAGCGCCAUUUUCGUUGUGCCCAACGGCCUCAACAACGGCUGGGCCAACUCGGGCGGGGAGGACCUUACCUUCUUCGACCAGAUGGUUAAGGCGGUGGAGGCCGACCUCUGCGUCGACACCACGCUGCGCUUUUCGACUGGAUUUAGCUAUGGCGCCGCCAUGUCGUAUGCGGUCGCCUGCGCCCGCCCUCAAGUGGUUCGCGCCGUUGCGAUCCUGUCCGGCGCUCAGCUUAGCGGCUGCUCCGGCGGAACUGAUCCAGUGCCGUACUACGGUCAACACGGCACGUCCGACUCGGUGCUGCAAACCUCGAUGGGAAGGUCACUGCGCGAUCAUUUCGUCAAAAACAAUGGCUGCACACCCGUUUCGCCCGAGCCAACGCCUAACAACGGAAAGUCGGUCAAAACCGUGUACCAAGGUUGCAAACAGGGAUACCCAGUUACUUGGGUCAUACACAAGGGAGAUCACAAUCCAUCUGAGACCGACCCCGGGUCGUCGACUCCGUUUGCACCUGGCAACACAUGGGAGUUUUUUUCACAGUUUACAUCAGUAUGA